AUGAAAAGCCUUUUCUUGCUCGUCUGCAUUGUCACCUUGUUGUCUAGCACCUACGCUGCAUUUUCUGGGGGUGGAGGUAGAGCGGGAGGUGGAGCAAGUAAUGACGACGCAGGCGCAGGCGCACGCGAAGGUGAAAACGAAGGUUCCAAUUCCGGAACGUCACGCACUGGGGAAGGCGAUACCGCGGGUACCUAUGGAACUGCUGGUGGAGAUGGUAGUAGUAGUGGAUCAACAGCGACCCAUGAGCAGGAUCCCCUAGGCGAUGCCCUAGAUGCACUGAGCGACAUCAUCAAGGAGCUUGCCGACAAGAUUGGUGAUGCCGUCGGUGGGUCGGGUUCGUCCACAAGUCAAGUCGCCUUUUCAACGCAGCGUUCGAGAAAUACGCAAAGCGCCGCCCGUCGUCCGUCUCAGACGAGCAGUAGCUUGCCAGCAUCGAUCACGGGGGAUGCAACGGGCUGUCUCAGCGUUCAACAGGUCUACUCAUCUUGCUCACAGGCCUUCACAUCUACGACUGGCGAUGCUAUUGACCAGAUCAAUAAUGACAUACAAAAGGGUGACUUCGCGGACGCAGGCGCUCGCAGCCAAGCGUCCUGUCUUUGUUACACCUCUGCGACCAAUGCUAGUACACCUUUAUGGGUCGCUACGCAGUAUGAUGGCUGGGUGUCUCAGUGCAAUAAGUACCUGCAAACGGCUUCUAUUCCGGCUUCAGUCACGGUCACGGACACGGCGACCGUGAGUGCUGCUGCUGUGAAAUCUCAACUUGGUGCUGCCGUCGGAUUGUGUAGCAAAGCUGGAGAUGUCAGGGCGCCGACGACUGCGCCUGCGGUAACACCUAUUUCAACACCAACAGGAGCAGCUUCGAAGGUCACAGCGGGUACGACAGUGAGCAAAUUUACGGAAGCCAUCUUUUCCACCAUGGCUUCUGCAUCCAAAUCAUCAGGCUUCCUCAAUCUCGAUCAUGAUGUUCUUACUUGUGUGAUGGACUACGUACCUCGAAAGGAUGCUAUCAUGUUGGCUUCAACAUGUAAGUCAUUGAAACAUAAUCAUGCAGUUCUUCGAGCUAUUUAUCGAAUACUUUUCAAUAGAUCCGACGUAUGCAUGAUCAUGAUGAGGUGGAGGGAAAGGGGAGGAGGAACUUCGACACCAUCCGUCAGCCAUGGUAUCGAUGCUGUGACAGGUCCACUAGUACACAACAUCACACUCGGGGCCUGGACGACUCCUGAAGACAUGCACCGUCUCAAUCACUUCUGCACAAGGAUUAGGAAAAUCGACUUCACAGAAUUGAAUGAGACCAUGGAUUGCACCCGUUACGAGACUGACAAUAACGAUUGGUGUAAGGUUCGCUUCGUGUGGCCACCGCUGCGGCAACUUGCUUCGGGGCUUUUCCGCAAUCUUCGACAUGCAGCCUUGAACUAUGGCGUUUAUCGCUACAGACAGUUCUGCGAGCCUUCCUCACAGCAAUUGCCCGUAUUCUUUCAGGCAGCGCCUCAGCUGGAGACAUUGGAACUUGAAAUUCGCCCCCGGAUGGUUAGUAUUUCAUACUUUGACAUGAAGUACAGAGUAGAGCCCUUCAUGUCGCGCUUCGAAGCUACUUAUGUGCUUCUUAACGAGUUGGAAAGCGCACCGCCAUCACUUAAAACGAUAAGCUUCACCUUCCUGCCCCGCAUCGUGAGUAAUAUGGCAUACUUCAUCGCCGCUUUAGACAAUAUGUCUCACUUACAAACCAUCAAGUUCGCACUCCAUGGAGAUCUAGCCUACAUGCAGGAUAACGAAAGUUCAGCGGAGGCCAUCGACUAUGUCAAAGACCUAGGGACCGCAAUACAAUCAAGACGAUGCCGAAUCCUUGUGGACCAGCCUAAUGAUUACUCUCUCGAUGGACUCGACCCAGGUUUUGGCAAGCUGAUAUGCCACCCUGGAAUGCCCGCUGAAGCUCUCAAGCGAAUGAACUUCAACCCAAUUUAUCCUUGGCUGAAGAUCAUGUCAAUCUCUCUCGGGGAGCCAAUGUUCACCUUCGACCAGUACAAAAGGUUUGUAAUCAAUGUAGAAACGUUCCCUAGUGAUGUCGCCAGUCGGAGCCUGCGAGUCUGGGAUGAGGUCAGGAAUAUCUCAGACUAUUUCUUCAAGUUGCAACAAAACGACUUGCCUGUCACGGUGGCCCUAGACUGCAUGAAUAGCGGAGCUUUCUUCGCGCCAAUCUGGCCACGCCCAAAAGAGGCGUCGAUUCUCGAUCUGAUCAAAGACGACACGUUUUCCGCACCUUCUGGCAUAGAAACCUUGACUGGCUUGAAUCCGCCCCGUGAUGGCGCUGCCCCUUAUGAGACACCGAUGUUUCUGUGGGGUCUACCACUAAUUGAUCACUCUAUAAGUGAUUUACGAAUACAUUACGGCGAAUGCUUCUCUCAAAUCUGGGAAAUCAUGCGAUACAACCUUGACGAACUCCCCGCGUUGGGCGGUCUUCCGGACCUCGAUUCCCCGGAAAUCCUAGACUAUUUCAGAGGCCAGAUUGAAGCACGACUCAAAAUCGAAUCGAAAGGACUCGCCCUCCUCUUUCGAAGCCUGCAAAAGUACCACAAAUUGAAUAGGCUUGCACUCUACAUGCCAGCCGCGCUGUAUCCCGAUCACGACCAGACAUUCAUCGACUGCUGUCUACCCGCUGGCGCAUGGACUGUGCAGCAUGAGGGUUCGGGCGGGGAUGGAUUUGCCCAGAAUUCGAAGGCUUGUGGGCCGCUCUUGAAAGUUCGACAGGUCUCGAAGAAAAUGUGUCCUUUUAUUCAUAGGGUCUUUACUCGUGCGUCUUCCGUGGGCACGGCGCCUGGUUAUCGUAUUGUGAAUGCUUUGCCGAGGAAUAAUACUGUGAGGCCGGAGGUCGAUUUGAAGGGUGUUGGGACGGAUAUGGAGACUUUACUCACGUGUGAGAUGGAGGAACAUUUUGUGGAAGGUUGGGAUUAUUGA
Messenger RNA from Bacidia gigantensis, 2952 nucleotides. RefSeq lists its product as uncharacterized. The record is from RefSeq and is a predicted model, not a curated record. The coding region runs from base 1 to 2952 and encodes 983 amino acids. NCBI's taxonomy places the organism in Eukaryota, Fungi, Ascomycota, Lecanoromycetes, Lecanorales, Ramalinaceae. The transcript is spliced from 2 exons. Gene Ontology annotation, molecular function: protein binding.